AUGGAACCAGCACGCCCCGUUCCCCGUUUACGUUCAGUGCACUCGAUCGCGGGGCUCCUUCUCGUAGGCACCGUUGCGUCGCUGCUAGCCAAGAUCAUUUACGGCGUCGAGAGUACAGGUAGAGACGGGCGAAUUCGCCCUUUUCGAAAACCGUUGUUUGAGGUCUUUUCCAUGUUUCUCGGAAUGAGUCUGUGCCGGCUUCUGGAGUGGAUCCAGCCGCCGGAGCAGCUACCACCGGCUCUUCUGGCGCAGACGACUAGCAGCGCCUCAGCGGAUCCACUGGCGGACGUCCUUGUGCGCUUGCCAUCACCAUGGUGUGAGCUGCUGCUCAAAGCACACCACUGGCUUGGUGCCCUCACACCAGCAGCUACCCACGUGAUUCUGGUACCCGCUGUGCUAGAUGCAGCAGCAACCAUGCUCAUGUGCACAGGUCUCUUAUUUGCGCCAGUCUCUGUGUAUCAAAUGCUCCGCGGUAGCAUGCUGGUGUUCUGCGCUAUUUUUUCAGUAACCCUAUUGCGGCGGCGACUGCACCUGUACAAUAUCCUUGGUGUUGCGUUGGCUCUCGGGGGAAUUACAACCGUCGGACUCGCCUCUGUGGCCGGGGAGGAGGACCUAGAAGCUCGCGGAGCGCUUCUGGUUGGCAUCCUGCUCAUGAUUGCUGGCCAGGCGAUGCAGGCACUGCAGGUGGUCGCCGAAGAGCACCUCCUGCAAAACUUGCUGCUGCCGCCCAUGCAAGUGGUUUUCUACGAGGGCAUCUACGGAGUCGCACUGUGCCUCUGUAUCAUUUUCCCACUUGCAUACAUUCUUCCGGGCAACGAUUAUGGACACCGCUGGGAGGAUACGCUGGACUCAUUGGUGAUGAUCGCCCAUUCGGGAGUCCUGGUGUUGAUCUUGCUCUCUGACGCCACCUCGAUGCUGCUAUUCAACAUGUUCAGUAUGAACGUCACCCAGCUGAGCUCUGCACUCUUCCGGACCAUGCUUGAAACGCUCCGCACCUUUCUGGUUUGGAUGAUUGACCUGUGGAUCUAUUAUCGUUGGAGCGAUGGCCGCUUCGGUGAGGCCUGGACCCGCUACUCCUGGCUCCAAGUUGUCGGCUUCCUGGUCGUCGUCGCCGGCACCUGGCUCUAUAGCCAGCAUCCAGUAUCCAUUGGACCGGAGCCCGCUCCAGAAAUGGAGCACUCCCGAGCUUCGACGGAAACAACGCACGCGCUCGCAAAACAGAUGUUGCCUGACGAGGAACUUGAACGCCUCCUGGUCGAUAGAGACCAUGUUCGUUACAGCACAGGCGAGACGACGGCGGCCCCGACGAGUAUGUCGCUCUCGCCCGAGGCCGGCGAAAGCGUCGGUGAAGUUGCUGAACGUGAAAGCAUGCAGGCAAGGGAGCCUCGACUGCUUCGCGAACGUUUGCGCGCUAGCCCCGCGACGUCACUCUACGGCACGUCACCUGCGUUUUUCAUGCACCACGGUGGUACGAUUCCAGCUGUCUACGUCGGAUCACCUCUACCCUUCGCUACGAUAGGAUCGCAACGAGAGGCCCGACUCCGGCGAAACAACCUAUCCAGAACCGCAUCAUCGGCUUCAGUCUCCGAUGAGGAUUCAAAUGCGGGCCCAUAA
This is a messenger RNA of Cyanidioschyzon merolae strain 10D, 1614 nucleotides long. RefSeq lists its product as hypothetical. The transcript has a single exon. The record is from RefSeq and is a predicted model, not a curated record. Lineage: Eukaryota; Rhodophyta; Bangiophyceae; Cyanidiales; Cyanidiaceae. Bases 1 to 1614 code for a protein of 537 amino acids. Gene Ontology annotation, cellular component: membrane.